GCUCCGAGCAACUGAGGAAGAGUAGAAAUGGCGUCGUCGGCGAGAGAAUGGAUUGAACCAGACGAAACGGCGAAGCAAUUUCUCACUAGGGUUUUCUCAGAGCGGCCUUUUCUACCAUUACCUCCACCUCUUCAUCGCAUUCCUCUCCGUCCCGGCAAUGUUGUAGAAAUCGUCGGUCCUUCUCCUUCUUCAAAAACUCGCAUUCUUAUGCAGGCUGCUAUUAAUUGUAUUUUGCCUAAGGAGUGGAAGGGUGUAAACUAUGGAGGCUUGGAGCGAUUAGUUAUGUUUGUUGACCUGGAUUGUCGUUUUGAUGUGUUAAGCCUUUCACGAUUACUGAAGCAGCGGAUCAUUCGAGCAAAUGGCAAUGGCAUAGGCCACAAGCUAAAUAAGGUGGAUAAUUCUCCUAGUGGAUCAAAGGAUGCACACACAGAAUAUGACAAAGAAUUGUUCGCUGUCAGCAUGAGAAGGUUCUUGUACAUCCGCUGUUAUGAUAGUUUUGAAUUUCUUGCUACUCUUAAGACGUUGCAUUUCCAACUUCAAAAGGAAAAAGAAGCACAUGGCAGUGGUGUUUAUUUGCUUAUGAUUGACAGUAUUGGAGCUUUUUAUUGGAUGGAUCGUGCUUCACCAUCUAUACCACCAGGGAGCAACAACAGGAGAAGUCUGUCUUUGCAAAGUGUGUCAGACAUUGCCAUUCAAGAGAUCCAGAAGAUUCUUGUGGUGCAUCCGAUGCUUGUUCUAACUACAAAAGCAGCAAGUUUACGGGAUAAAUUUACAUCUCGCGAAGUUAUUAGGAGUACAGGGCAGUUGUCUAUUGAGAGUAACUUGGACUCAAGGACCAUUAGGAGUAGUACUAAUGCUCAACUGUAUCGGGAGUAUAUGCCUUCAGUAUGGCAGUCCUUUGUUUCACACAGAAUACUUGUGCGCCCUUCAGAUGAUAGUAAAUAUCAAAAGAAGCCCAUCUAUUUAUCGGAAUGGCUGUUGCCAUCCUUGAAGUUAUCAGACAAAUUUACAAUCAAUGAAGACUCAAAGGUCUUUGCAAGUUCUGGCAACCUGAGAGAAGAUGACAUCCAUCUGCUUUCCACCAGCCAAUUUUGUGACACAAAUCUGGAGAAGAGGAAAAACUGGACAGUGAAGCAGAAGCUGGAGAAAGAAGUUAAAGCUGCAUUUUUUCCAAUUGGCAAUCUUUCGUGUUGCUUUUGUGAUGUUUUGUAUGUAAGAUAA
Solanum verrucosum is the source of this 1221-nucleotide messenger RNA. RefSeq names its product DNA repair protein XRCC2 homolog. The transcript has 11 exons. Lineage: Eukaryota; Viridiplantae; Streptophyta; Magnoliopsida; Solanales; Solanaceae. Gene Ontology annotation, biological process: double-strand break repair via homologous recombination. Gene Ontology annotation, cellular component: replication fork; Rad51B-Rad51C-Rad51D-XRCC2 complex. The coding region runs from base 28 to 1221 and encodes 397 amino acids. The record is from RefSeq and is a predicted model, not a curated record.